AUGAUCAACUCCGUUGCUCUUCUGGCCCUUGUUGCCAGCCCGGCCUUUGCCGGUGUCAUGCAGGCUCGUGGCGAGGACUUCAUCCGUCCCGCUGCUGAGACCUCUGCCGUCGUUGCUUCCCACCACGCUGAGGGCUGGGGUGAGACCUGGUCCAAGUCCGCUCACGAGACCUGGACCCGUCCCACCGACAAGCAUGAGUCGACGACCACCCCGUGCACCACCUCGACCACCUCGACUCGCACUCACACCACCCCGACUCACACCUCGACCACCCCGGUGCACACCCACACCACGUCUCACACCCCUGUGAACCCGGGCACCACCAAGACCCUCACCAUUGUGACCACCACCUGCCCUGUCACCACCUCUACCCACACCUCGGGCUCCAAGACUUUCACCGUCCCUGUCACUGGAACAAGCACCAUCACCAUCACCAGGACCACCGUCUGCACCCUGUGUGAGGAGAAGCCUUUGACCUUCCACAACGCUACUCAGCCAGCCACUGCUGGCCCCACCGCCCCUGUCCAGACCACCAGCGCCGUUGUGAUUCCUUCCGUGAAGCCCGCUCCUUCUCAGCCUGCUUCCUCCAUUCCCGUUGUGCCUGCCCAGAGCCAGCCCGCUCCUUCCCAGCCCGCUGCCACUCGGCCCGCUGUCCCUGCUGCCUCCCAGCCCGCUGCCUCCAGGCCCGCUGUCCCUGCUGCCUCCCAGCCCGCUGCCUCCAGGCCCGCUGUCCCUGCUGCCUCCCAGCCCGCUGCCUCCGUGCCUGCUGUCUCCCAGCCCGCUGUCUCCAGGCCCGCUGAGACCCAGCCCGCUGCCGUCCAGCCCACCCCCGAGCAGCCCUCCGCCCCUCAGCAGCCCGAGCAGCCCGCUGCCUCGCCCAGCACCUUCGUUGGUGCUGCCUCCAACGUCCAGCCCGCUGCCGGUCUCCUUGCCGGUAUCGUCGGCCUCAUGGCUCUCCUGUAA
This is a messenger RNA of Penicillium canescens, 963 nucleotides long. RefSeq names its product putative cell surface protein (gene cspA). Lineage: Eukaryota; Fungi; Ascomycota; Eurotiomycetes; Eurotiales; Aspergillaceae. Bases 1 to 963 code for a protein of 320 amino acids. The transcript is spliced from 2 exons. The record is from RefSeq and is a predicted model, not a curated record.